Messenger RNA from Oryza sativa Japonica Group (Japanese rice), 5098 nucleotides. RefSeq names its product ABC transporter C family member 4. Gene Ontology annotation, biological process: transmembrane transport. Gene Ontology annotation, cellular component: membrane. Gene Ontology annotation, molecular function: ATP hydrolysis activity; ABC-type transporter activity; ATP binding. Lineage: Eukaryota; Viridiplantae; Streptophyta; Magnoliopsida; Poales; Poaceae. The record is from RefSeq and is a predicted model, not a curated record.
CGCAACGCAACAAAUUCACAAUUCAAACCUACCCCCUCUCCCCUCCUUCCAAGACGAGGAGGACCAAAACUCCCGCACGGAACCCGACCCCGACCCAGCCGCACACCGAGACAACCACACGACACGCCCUCUCCCCCUCCCUCCGCAUGCGCCGCCGCUGCCGCUGAUCGCUCCAUCGAUCGGCGCGCGGCCAGCGCCCAUGGAUCUCGCAUCCUCCUCGUCGGCGGCGCCGGCUCCCCCGUGGUGGCUCACCUCGCGCACGUGCGACGUGCUCCCCUCCGCGUCCCCCUCCUCUUCGGGAUUUGCGGAGUGGGCCGCCUUCCUCUUCCUCUCCGACUGCUCCCAGCGGGUGCUCCUCUCCGCGCUCGCCUCCCUCUUCCUGCUCCUGCUCCUCUGCUUCGCUCUGCGCAGGGCCGUCUCGUCGUCGUCGUCGUCGCGGCGGCGAAGGGGUGGUGCUGAUGGGAUCGACGGCGACGAUGGCAAGCGGCCGCUGCUCCACCGCCCUGGGCCGGCCCCCGCGGUGCGGGUCGGGGUGGGGUACGUCGUCGCGCUCUCGGCGUCGCUCGCCCUCGCCGUGUUCUACGCCGUGCUGCUGGUGCUCUCGCUCGUGACGCGGGGAGGAGGAGGCGGCGUGCUGGAGCCGGUGUUCCUGGCGCUGCAGUGCGCCGCGCACCUCGCCGCGGCGGCGGUGGUCGCCCACGAGAAGCGGUUCCGCGCGGUGCACCACCCGCUCACGCUCCGCCUCUUCUGGCUCGCGGCGUCCGCGCUCGCCGUGCUCCUCGCCGGCUCCGCCAUCGCUCGCCUCGCCUCCGGCGCAGCCGCCCUCCCCGACGACGCGCUCGCGAUCGCCGUGCUCGUCCUCUCCCUUCCCCUGCCUCUCCUCGCGAUCGCCGGCGCCACCGGCAUCACCGUCGUCGUCGCCGCGGCGGAGAGCAGCCACGAAGAGGGCGCCGAGGGGAACGGGAACGGCGAGGACGUGAGGGACUACAAGAACGUGACGCUGUACGCGACGGCGUCGUGGCCGUCGCGGCUGAUGUGGGCGUGGAUGCACCCGCUGCUGAAGCGCGGGUACCGCGCGGCGCUGGACCUGACCGACGUGCCGACGCUGGCGCCGGAGCACCGGCCGGAGCGCAUGUACGAGCUGUUCCUCUCCAACUGGCCGGCGGCGUGGGCGACCAAGGACAACAACCCGGUGCGCCACGCGCUGCUCCGCUGCUUCUGGCCGCUCUUCCUCCUCAACGCGUCCCUGGCUGUGCUCCGGCUGACGGUGAUGUACGUGGGGCCGACGCUGAUCCAGAGCUUCGUGGACUUCACGUCGGCGUCGCCGCGACGGCCGCUGUGGGACGGCGUGCGGCUGGUGGCGGCGCUGCUGGCGGCGAAGACGGCGGAGGCGUUCUGCAGCCACCAGUACAACUUCCACUGCCAGAAGCUGGGGAUGCAGAUCCGCGGCGCGCUCAUCACGGCGCUCUACCGCAAGGGCCUCCGCCUCUCCUGCUCCGCGCGCCAGAAGCACGGCCUCGGCAUGAUCGUCAACUACAUGGCCGUCGACGCGCAGCAGCUCUCCGACAUGAUGCUCCAGAUUCACUACCUCUGGCUCAUGCCGCUCCAGGUUGGGGUGGCGCUGGGAUUGCUGUACUUGUACUUGGGCCCGCCGGUGACGGCGGCGCUGGGCGGUGUGGUGGCGGUGAUGAUGUUCGUGCUGGCGGGGGCGCGGCGGAACAACCGGUACCAGUUCCGGCUGAUGACGGAGCGAGACAAGCGGAUGAAGGCGACGAACGAGAUGCUCAACUACAUGCGGGUGAUCAAGUUCCAGGCGUGGGAAGAGCACUUCAGCGCCCGCAUCGAGGCGUUCCGGCGCGGCGAGUUCGGGUGGCUCACCCGCUUCAUGUACUCCAUCUCGGGCAACAUCAUCGCGCUCUGGAGCGCCCCCAUCGCCAUCGCCGCUCUCGUCUUCGCCACCUCCGUCCUCCUCGGUGUCCGCCUCGACGCCGGCCUCGUCUUCACCGCCACCUCCUUCUUCAAGAUCCUCCAGGAGCCCAUGCGCAACUUCCCCCAGUCCAUCAUCCAGGUCUCCCAGGCCAUGGUCUCUCUCGGCCGUCUCGACUCGUACAUGACGAGCGCGGAGCUGGACGAGGGCGCGGUGGAGCGGGGACCGGCGGUGGGGGCGGGGAUGACGGCCGUGCGGGUGAGAGGUGGGGAGUUCGCGUGGGAGGAGGAGGAGGAGGCGGCAGGGCAGCAGGCGGUGCUGCGCGGGAUCGACAUCGACGUCCGCGCUGGCACGCUGGCGGCCGUCGUCGGCAUGGUCGGCUCCGGCAAGUCGUCGCUGCUGGGUUGCAUCCUCGGCGAGAUGCGCAAGAUCUCCGGCGAGGUGACAGUGCGGGGGAGCAUGGCGUACGUGCCGCAGACGGCGUGGAUCCAGAACGGGACGAUCGAGGAGAACAUCCUGUUCGGGCGGGGGAUGCAGCGGGAGCGGUACAGGGAGGCGAUCCGGGUGUGCUCCCUGGACAAGGACCUGGAGAUGAUGGAGUUCGGGGACCAGACGGAGAUCGGGGAGCGCGGCAUCAACCUGAGCGGCGGGCAGAAGCAGCGCAUCCAGCUCGCCCGCGCCGUCUACCAGGACGCCGACGUCUACCUCCUCGACGACGUCUUCAGCGCCGUCGACGCCCACACCGGCUCCGAUAUCUUCCGCGACUGCGUCCGCGGCGCCCUCAGGGACAAGACCGUCCUCCUCGUCACCCACCAGCUCGACUUCCUCCGCAACGCCCACGCCAUCUACGUCAUGCGCGACGGCGCCGUCGCCCAGUCCGGCCGCUACCACGACCUCCUCCGCACCGGCACCGACUUCGCCGCGCUCGUCGCGGCCCACGAGUCCUCCAUGGAGCUCGUCGAGAGCGCCGCGCCCGGUCCUUCGCCGUCGCCCGCGGGCAACCUGCCGCUCUCCCGCCAGCCGUCGUCCGCGCCCAAGGAGAGGGAGAGCGCGUCGUCGAACGGCGACAUCAAGACGGCGAAGGCGUCGUCGCGGCUGAUCAAGGCGGAGGAGCGGGCGAGCGGGCACGUGAGCUUCACGGUGUACAGGCAGUACAUGACGGAGGCGUGGGGGUGGUGGGGGCUGAUGCUGGUGCUCGCCGUGUCCGUGGCGUGGCAGGGCUCCACCAUGGCCGCCGACUACUGGCUCGCCUACCAGACCUCCGGCGACGCGUUCCGGCCCGCCCUCUUCAUCAAGGUGUACGCCAUCAUCGCCGCCGUGUCCGUGGUGAUCGUCACGGUGAGGUCCCUCCUCGUCGCCACCAUCGGCCUCGACACCGCCAACAUCUUCUUCAGGCAGGUCCUCAGCACCAUCCUCCACGCCCCCAUGUCCUUCUUCGACACCACCCCCUCCGGCAGGAUCCUCACCAGGGCGUCAUCGGACCAGACGAACGUGGAUCUGUUGUUGCCGUUCUUCGUGUGGAUGAGCGUUUCCAUGUACAUCACGGUGAUAGGCGUGGUGAUCAUGACGUGUCAGGUGGCCUGGCCUUCGGUCGUCCUCGUCGUACCCUUGCUCAUGCUCAACCUCUGGUUCCGGAAAUACUACAUCUCGACGUCGAGGGAGCUGACCAGGCUGGAGUCGAUCACCAAGGCUCCCGUGAUCCACCACUUCUCGGAGACGGUGCAGGGCGUCAUGGUGAUCAGGUGCUUCCAGAAGCAGGACAACUUCUUCCACGAGAACCUCAGCCGCCUCAACGCCAGCCUCAAGAUGGACUUCCACAACAAUGCAGCCAACGAGUGGCUCGGCCUGCGGCUGGAGCUCAUCGGAAGCCUUGUCCUCUGCGUCACCGCCUUGCUCAUGGUCACGUUGCCGUCCAACAUCGUCCUUCCAGAGUAUGUCGGUUUGUCGCUCUCGUAUGGCCUGUCACUUAACUCGGUGAUGUUCUGGGCCAUUUGGUUGAGUUGCAAUAUUGAAAACAAAAUGGUCUCAGUUGAGAGGAUAAAGCAGUUCACGAACAUCCCAUCUGAGGCAGAAUGGAGGAUCAAGGAGACUGCUCCCUCUGCAAACUGGCCACACAAAGGCGACAUCGAUAUCAUUGAUCUCAAGUUUCGGUACAGGCACAACACUCCCCUAGUGCUGAAGGGCAUCACGCUAAGCAUACACGGAGGGGAGAAGAUUGGUGUGGUUGGGAGAACUGGCAGUGGGAAAUCGACGCUGAUCCAGGCAUUGUUCAGAAUAGUUGAGCCUUCUGAGGGGAAGAUAAUCAUCGACGGCAUCGACAUCUGCACGCUAGGGCUCCAUGAUCUGAGGUCUCGGUUCGGCAUUAUCCCUCAGGAGCCUGUCCUCUUCGAAGGGACGAUUCGAAGCAACAUCGACCCGCUUCAGCUGUACUCUGAUGAUGAAAUUUGGCAGGCCUUGGAACGUUGUCAGCUGAAAGAUGCAGUGACUUCAAAACCCGAGAAGCUUGAUGCAUCAGUUGUCGACAACGGCGAGAACUGGAGUGUUGGGCAGAGGCAGUUGCUGUGCCUUGGCCGAGUGAUGCUGAAGCACAGCAGGAUACUGUUCAUGGACGAGGCCACUGCUUCAGUGGAUUCCCGAACCGAUGCCGUGAUUCAGAAGAUCAUCCGGGAAGAGUUCUCAGCCUGCACCAUCAUCAGCAUCGCGCACAGGAUACCGACGGUCAUGGACUGCGACAGAGUCCUGGUCAUCGAUGCCGGCCUAGCGAAGGAAUUUGACAGUCCUGCAAACCUGAUCGAAAGGCCAUCACUGUUUGGAGCAUUGGUUCAAGAGUACGCAACCCGGUCAUCCGAUAUAUAACUAAUGAUGAGAUGAGCUGAUUUUUGACUCAGAAUUUGGGAGGAAAUAAGGGCGACGGAUGGCCACCCAAGCUGAUCUAGUGCUCUCUCCACACUGUGAGAUGCUUUUCAAUUUUUAUGAGCAGUGAGCCUGUGAGUAGUAAGUAGCGUGAGAAGGCACCAGGAAAAGAAAUACGAAAAAAAAAACGCAGGUUUCGGUGUAUUGUUUAGCACGUGUUCAGCGCGUGCACUGUGAAAGCUAUGAUGCUUUGUGUAACAACGAUGAGAUGAAGUUAAUUCAAUUAAUAUAUUGUUACCGUGGAAAAUUUUCAGUCAA